AUGGAAGGAGGAGGAGGAGGAGGAGUGACGGCGACUCUACUGAGAAAGACGGAUGAGAACAGCAGAGAAGAGGAUGAGUUAGACAUGAAGGAGAAAAUUUGGAAUGAAUCAAAGAAGUUAUGGGUUGUGGCGGCGCCAGCGAUCUUCACAAGAUUCUCUACGUCCGGAGUAUCUUUGAUAACUCAAGCUUUCAUCGGCCACCUUGGCCCGACUGAGUUGGCCGCUUACUCUAUCACUCUCACCGUUCUCCUCCGUUUCAGUAAUGGUAUCUUGUUAGGCAUGGCUAGUGCACUGGAAACACUAUGUGGCCAAGCAUACGGAGCAAAACAAUAUCAUAUGCUUGGGAUUUACCUCCAAAGGUCAUGGAUCGUCCUCAUAGGCUGCACCAUUUGCCUCACGCCCAUCUACAUCUUCGCUAGCCCUAUACUCUUAGCCCUAGGUCAAGAGGAACGCCUUGUUCGUGUGGCUCGGACCAUUGCGCUAUGGGUCAUAGGCAUCAACUUCUCCUUCGUGCCUUCUUUCACUUGCCAAAUGUUCCUCCAAGCUCAAAGCAAGAACAAAAUCAUCGCUUGUGUGGCUGCUGUUUCCUUAGGGGUCCAUGUUUUCUUGUCAUGGCUCCUAACUGUUCAUUUUGACUUCGGGAUCCCUGGUGCCAUGACCUCGUCGCUCGUAGCGCAUUGGUUGCCUAACAUAGCUCAGCUCUUGUUCGUCACGUGCGGUGGAUGUAAGGACACGUGGAGAGGAUUCUCUUGGUUGGCUUUUAAGGAUCUUUGGCCUGUCUUCAAACUAUCACUGUCUUCCGGUGGCAUGACUUGUUUGGAGCUAUGGUACAACUCGAUCUUGAUUCUGCUCACGGGAAACUUAAAAAACGCUGAAGUUGCUCUCAAUGCACUUGCAAUCUGCGUCAAUAUCAAUGCACUGGAGAUGAUGGUAGCUUUUGGCUUCAUGGCAACGGCAAGUGUAAGAGUUUCAAACGAGAUCGGGAGUGGAAACUCUAAAGGAGCCAAGUUUGCGACAAUGAUAGUGGUUUUGACAUCACUUUCAUUAGGAAUCGUUUUCUUCUUUGUCUUCUUGUUUCUAAGAGGAAAGGUUUCAUACAUUUUCACAACAAGUGAAGCUGUUGCUGCACAAGUAGCCGAUCUUUCUCCACUCUUGGCCUUCUCUAUCCUCCUGAACAGUGUUCAGCCCGUUCUCUCUGCAAAUGUUGAACCGAUUAUGACCGGAGCAGGAGUUGCUGUUGGAGCGGGGUGGCAGAAGUAUGUUACGUACGUUAACAUUGCUUGCUAUUACCUUGUUGGGAUACCUUCCGGUGUGUUUCUUGGCUAUGUCAUCGGUUUGCAAGUUAAAGGUGUUUGGUUAGGAAUGAUUUUUGGAAUCUUCGUUCAGACUUGCGUGCUUACUAUAAUGACUAUGAGAACAGACUGGGAUCAGCAGGUUUCUUCCUCGUUGAAACGUUUGAACCGUUGGGUUGAACCAGAAUCCAGAGGUCGAAACUAA
This is a messenger RNA of Microthlaspi erraticum, 1497 nucleotides long. NCBI's taxonomy places the organism in Eukaryota, Viridiplantae, Streptophyta, Magnoliopsida, Brassicales, Brassicaceae. The record is from the annotation of a GenBank genome assembly.